AUGAAGAAAUCAAAUUCUUCUAAUUCUUCAUCUAUUUCUAAAUAAAGCCAAAAUAUUAAAUUGAGUAACUAAAAAACAAAAGCUUCAUUUUUAAGAAAGUUAAAAACAGAAGAUUUUGCUUUAAGAAAAAAAUUGAUGAAUUAAAAUUGUUUUGGAAAAUUGAGAGUUUUAAUUAAGGAAUGUUAAUAGCAUAUAUAUAUAUUGUUAGAAGAUCCAUAAAGUUCAAAAUUAGCUAAAGGAAUUUAGAUAAUACUUUUGUUAAGCAUUUUAUUAUCAUGUAUUUCAAUAAUAGUUGAUUCUAUCUAUGAAUCUUCUAAUGGAUCAUAUGAUUCUGUGAGUUCAUCAAUUGAACUAUAUUUAUUUGUGUUUUUUGGUGUAGAGUAUUGUAAGUUUAUAUAAUUAUGUUUUAGUAUUACGAUUAUUUUCAACAAGUGCAUUUGAUAAAUCACUAUUGUAAUUUAUUGUAUCUCCAAUGAAUUUAAUUGAUUUUGUAUCAAUACUACCAUUUUUAUUGAGUUCAAUAUUGACUGAAGACUCAUUUUCUUAGUUGAGAGUUUUGAGAUUAAUUAGAUUUAUUCGAAUUUUUCGUUUGUUCAAAUUAUCAAGAUUUUUGAAGGAGAUUUCGAUGUUAGUAAUAAAUGUUGAUAAUAAAGGCAGAAACAGUGAGAAAUUCAUUGAAAGAUAUGUUAAUGUUGAUAGUGAUGCUAUUUUUAAUGGUUAUUUUUUUUUCAACUAUCAUAUACUAUUUGGAAUAUAAUGAAGAUGAAAAUGAUUAAGUAGAGAAUAGAAUAAAUUCAAUUCCAGAAGCAAUAUGGUGGUGUAUUGUUACAAUGACAACAGUUGGUUAUGGAGAUUUGAUACCACAUACAAUUGAAGGAAAAUUUAUAGCAUGUAUAACAGCUUUAUUAGGAACAACAACAAUAUCAUUACCUGUUGCUAUUAUGGGUAUAAACUUUUAUAGAACAUUAAAAGAAAAUGAAGAAACAGAAGAAAUAGAUAGAUUAAAAUAAAAAUAUCAAAUUACAAAUGAAGCUGUAACAAAUGAUUAAUUAAAUUUGAGAGAAUUAUAAUUUAUGAAAAACCGUUUAGAAUAGUUAUAUGAGAAUAAUGAAAAAGUCUUAGAUUAUUUAGUAUAAUCGCAAUAGUUAUUUGAUGAAUUGACAGCAAAUUUAAUGAGUCUAUAUAAAGCGUUAAGUGAAGAGAUUGAUUUACAUUUAGAAUAUAGAAUGAGGAGACUCAAAAUGAAAUAAAGAGUAAAAUUAAUAUCUUAUAUAUAUAGAUUAUGAAAAUAGAAAAAAAUAUAGAAUAAAAAAAAUCUAUAGAAAUUAAUUAAUUAAUACAUUCUUAUAGAGAAAAUAAGAGAAAGAUGGCAUUGUCUCCAAUGAUGGAUGAAUCAAGAAUUGAAAGUUUAAAUAGUGUACAUUCUAGAUUGUAAAGUCUUGGAAAUAUGAAAAGGAGUAGAGCUAGCCAACUAAAACAUUUGAAAAGUUCAAGUCUUUUUAAAUCUUCUAAGGAAAUUAAUUAUGAUGUUAAUAGUGAAUUAAAAAGUGAAAAUUUUUAAAUCCAUGAGAUUCAUUUACCUGAUCCUAUGGAAGAUACUCCAUUAGGUGAUUAAUAAAUAAGAAAAAGUGAACUUGAAGUUAGCAUAAGAAAUGAUUCAGAAGAGCAUUCCCAAUAUUCAAGAAAUUAAGAAAAUUGCGAUAUUUAAAAUAAAAUAACAAGUUUAAAAUAAUAAAAAUUCAAUCAAACAUUUUUGCCAUGA
Paramecium sonneborni is the source of this 1762-nucleotide messenger RNA. NCBI's taxonomy places the organism in Eukaryota, Ciliophora, Oligohymenophorea, Peniculida, Parameciidae. The record is from the annotation of a GenBank genome assembly.